Messenger RNA from Lotus japonicus, 2345 nucleotides. RefSeq names its product protein NUCLEOLAR FACTOR 1. Gene Ontology annotation, biological process: maturation of SSU-rRNA from tricistronic rRNA transcript (SSU-rRNA, 5.8S rRNA, LSU-rRNA). Gene Ontology annotation, cellular component: nucleolus; small-subunit processome. Bases 197 to 2218 code for a protein of 673 amino acids. The record is from RefSeq and is a predicted model, not a curated record. NCBI's taxonomy places the organism in Eukaryota, Viridiplantae, Streptophyta, Magnoliopsida, Fabales, Fabaceae. Gene Ontology annotation, molecular function: rRNA binding; U3 snoRNA binding. The transcript has 24 exons.
UCAUAGUCUCAGAAAAAUAAAAAAAGAAAAGGAACUGCAACAUAACCCUCGUGAGCUUGUGACUUAGUGCAGACUGCUGUCCCCUCCCUCCGCCACGACAUCGCCGCCGGCCGCCGGCCACCGUCCAGCGUCUCACCAUCCGCCGCCACUGAGUGAGCUUAACCUCUGUAGAAAAUCAUCCAAGAAAAACCAAGUUAUGAAGACUCCACAAUCUAAUCCUAACUUGAAAAGGAAAAGAAAAGAAGGUAAAAGUGAGAAGAAAAAGAAAGAGAGUAGAAGGAAGGAGAAAAGGAAAAAUGAUGAUGUCCCUGAAUCUCGUAGCAUGUUGAAGGAUGUCCAUGAUGAUGGAGAAGGGUUUGAUGAUGAGUCUCCAAGAAGCAAUCUUGUGGAAACUGUGCAGCAAGAUCCUGAUAACAGUAAUUCUGGAUUGAUAGAAGGUUCUGAAACUGAAGAUGGUGUUGAGUUUUCUGAUUUAGAUGAAGAGGAUAUUGAAAUUAAUGGUCCGCUUACAUCUGAGGAUUCAGUGCAAUUGAGCUCUUUUUAUUUACAUUUGCACCAUAUUUUAUCAAAAGAAGAAAUUGACAGUCAAAAGAACUGGAAAUAUAGCUGGGAGAUACCAGCUAUUGGUAUGACAAAUUGCAAAUGGACAGGAACUGGAGAUAAUUUUUUGAAGGAUAUGAAUACCAAUUCUUAUGAUGGUCUGAAGGCAAGGCUGUAUGAGCAUUGGAUGGAUAUCAACAAGACAUCUGGAGUUGAUUUAUCUAAACAAAAGAUGUUGUUUUCCCUUUGUAGCAGCUACCGGGAUAUACUUUACUGUAACAAGAGGCCAUUCUAUCUCAAAGGCCCUGAUGACACAAACACAAUGGAUGCAUACAUAAUGCACUCUCUCAAUCAUGUCUUCAGAACUAGAGACUGUGUGAAAAAGAAUGAUUCCAAACUGAAUAGGCUUGAAGAGAAUGCUGAUACUGAUAGAUUUCGAGAUCAAGGUUUUACUCGUCCUAAGGUUUUAAUUGUAUUGCCACUGGCAAGUAUUGUUUACCGUGUAGUAAAGAGGCUUAUACAGCUUACACCUUCAGAUUACAAGGUCAAUGUUGAGUACAUGGAUCGUUUUGCCACUAAAUUUGGAAGUGAAGAGCAUGAAGAUGGCAGUGGAGAUGACCUGGAGUCUCAUAAUGCAAAACCUCAGAAGUCAUCCAAACCGGCUGACUUUCAAUUACUUCUUGAGGGCAACAAUGAGGAUGACUUUAUGAUUGGCAUUAAAUUUACUAGGAAGACAAUCAAGUUGUUUAGUGAUUUCCAUACCUCUGACAUCAUUAUUGCUUCAGCACUUUCCUUGGCUAAUAAAAUUGAAGAGGCUGGCAAUGAUAAGGAAAAAGAUGUAGACUUUCUUUCAUCUAUCGAAGUUCUGAUUAUUGAUCAUGCAGACGUAAUAGCAAUGCAGAAUUGGUCGCACGUGCAUACAGUUAUUGAACAUUUGAACUGCUUGCCAUCUAAGCAGCCCAGAACAGACGUUAUGCGCAUUAGGCCAUGGUAUCUUGAUGAGCAUGCCAGAUUUUACAGGCAAACAGUAAUCCUGGGUUUCUAUUCAAAUCCAGAUAUAAAUGCCUCAUUCAAUCACCAAUGUUUUAAUUAUGAAGGGAAGGUGAAGUUGAUGUGUGAAUAUAAAGGUGUUCUACACAAAGUGCUACCUGAAAUACGACAGGCUUAUGAACGGUUUAAUGUAGACUCAAUAGUAGAUGCUGAUGAUGCCCGUUUUGAUUAUUUUGUUAAGAAGGUUUUUCCAAGAAUAAAAGAUUCUGAUCAGGGAGGGAUUAUGCUAUUUAUCAAUUCUUACUUUGAAUUUGUGCGGAUCCGAAAUUUUUUAAAGUCACAGAAUGCCUCCUUUUGUCUGCUUGGGGAGUAUACAAAACAAAGUGAUAUUUCUCGUGCGCGUCUUUGGUUCUAUGAAGGAAGCAGAAAAAUCAUGCUUUACACAGAGAGAUCUCAUUUUUACCACAGAUACAAGAUUCGUGGGGUUAAGAAUCUAAUCAUUUAUUCGCUCCCAGAGAGGAAGGAGUUUUACCCUGAGAUUGUAAAUAUGCUUGAUGGAUCUGAUGGUAUGCCAUGCACGGCCCUUUUUUCUUGCCUUGACAAGUUUCGGCUGGAAAGAAUUGUUGGAACUACUGUGGCGAAGAGGAUGGUGACUGCAGAGAAAGGCGUUUUUGUUUUUUGUCAUUAGACACUGAUGUAAAAAUUGUUUGAGAGGUUAUAAUUUAGAACUCUAGUAUUUGUAUUUAAUAUGUGUUAUAGUUUUAUCCUUUGAAAACAUUACAACUUCAGUGACGUUUAAUCGUUUUAUUUUAAUA